This is a messenger RNA of Gigantopelta aegis, 7265 nucleotides long. RefSeq lists its product as uncharacterized. Lineage: Eukaryota; Metazoa; Mollusca; Gastropoda; Neomphalida; Peltospiridae. The transcript has 3 exons. The record is from RefSeq and is a predicted model, not a curated record. Bases 351 to 5378 code for a protein of 1675 amino acids.
AUCCGAAUGGCGAGAUGGUUUGUUAUGAGAAUGUGUGUCACAGUGAAAAAUGUGCCUUCGCUCGACGUUUAACGGACAUGUAAGCCAAACAGAAGUGUCUAAGAUGGUGCUGACAAAUCGACGAGCGUAGAUUUCACGUUGGUGAAGGGUACAGGCUGCUGGUAACGUGGUGUUGUCGGCACUCCUUCAAACCGUUCCUACCUUUCAUUUGCUCAUUCGAAGUCCUUGGACAUCGUACUUGCUUCGAUAUGCUGGCUUUGACAACAUCGGUCACAGACUUAUCAAACAAGUGGACAUUGUCGUCGACUCAAGCACAAUCUGUCCAGCCGUAAUCUUUGAGACAAGAAGAGAUGGGCCAGAACCAGUCUUAUCCCGAUGGCACGUCAACUGCUGUUCCCGGUGAAUCCGACUGCGGCAGCAGUGGCAACCACAUGUCGGGAGCGAGUGAAACAUCCGACGACGCAACCCACAGGGACGGCGUUGACAAGAGAAUGGUGGCUGUCAAUCAGGCUCAGUCGGUGCGAGCCGCCAUCGACACCCUCAUCGAGUCGUGCCUCGUUGCCAAGGACGACGGGAUGAACGGAGAAACUGUGAAAGCACCUGCCGUAGGGUAUUCAUUGGAACAGCUCACCAACUUGAAGGAAGAUGCAGGAAACGGUAAAAAACCGGGAUCGGCCGAUAAGAAGUCUUCGAUCAAGAAAGAAGCCGACAGUAAGGCGUCUUCGAAAGACAGAGAUGACGACUUGACUCCAAAGACAUUUGGCUCUCUGAUGGAGAAAAGCAUCAUCGAGUUAAUCAAGAAAGGGGAUGAUGAGCUGGAGGAACUGGCCAUGAUCGGUGGCCAAAAUCAGGAUGAGAAACCCGCCGAGGGAUCUGUGAAAUGUGAUAAGAAAAACUCGCCUGGCGAGCAGACUAAGAGUGCUGUAGGUGGUGGUGGUAGUGGUGAUAAGACGGCUAACUCUGGCAAGACGAAUGCCCAGCAGCAGGCCGCGCCUGUAACCCAGCCCAAGCGAACUGUUCGUCUACAAACCCUGAUAGACACAGUCCUCGAUAAUUCAUUGGCUCACGACAUGCCGUCCAUUUUUGAAAAGAGAAAAAACGAUGCUCUUAUAAACGACUUGAUGAUGGGCAGAUCCGAAAGCGCAUCUAAGAACAUCACUCCACCAAAGCCGUCUCAAACUAAGACCUCCAAGGCAACAACAACAACAACAACAGCAGCAGCAACAACAACAACAACAGCAGCUGGUGACAUGAAGGAGAACAAGAUGAUCUUCUUGAUGGAUCACAUAGAAAAAGUUCUCGAAAGGAAUUUCGAAGCCAGCAACGAAGAAUCGGAUAAUGACUCCAAUCUACAGAUUCUGAACCAGUUGUCAUGGGACUCUCCGCCCACCUCAACAUCCACACCGACCCAGAACACUGAAAGCCCACCCAGGACAAAGCAGAGCGAGAACCAGUCUCGAGCCAGUUCGGGCUCCAACUGUUCGGAGGGGACGAUCAGCGUACAGGACAUCGUAGACCGAGUGAUAAGCCAGACUGAGGUGAUCAGCAAGCUGUUGUCCCCGAGUGACUCAGCCGCCACUUCUCGGGCUGGUAAAGAGGCUGGUAAGAACAGCACGGCUUCUCUUGGUGGUGGUGGCGGCGGCAGCAGCAAUAAUCAGCAGCAGCAGCAAGCUGUCAGUCAGGUUGGUUCAAAACUGACGGAACAGUCACGGUCACCACAGAGUCGGCCUUCUUCUGGAUCACAUCUGAUGGAAGGACAUUCGUCAAAAAUGUCUGAACGUGACAGUUCCCGGGGCCGGCCCCGGGCAUCGACAUACGACAGUCAUCAGAUGUGGAAUCUUCGGCACGCUCAGGAGGCAGGGCGGUCUGUCAUGGGCCGGUCUCUGGAGAAGAGCUCACAGGAGUAUCGCCAGCUCGAUGUGGCGACGUCAGGUGGCGAAGGACUUCACGGUAUGUCGAAGAACAACAAUGGCAGCAAGUCGGUUUCGAACCCAGGUUACGGCGCCGGUCCGUUGGUGCUGCCUCCCUACAUGAACUCGCUAGCGCCCACUUCAGGGAUCAUCUCGUUUGCUCAAUCUCCCGUAUUCCGCCCUCCCGGUCAUCAGAUGUUUGUGCCCCGUUACCCAGUGCCCAUGUUGAGAGUGGACAUGCCGUCUGAUGGGCCCCAGGCUCUACCUCCUCAUCCUCCUACCGCAAACUGUGCUUGCGUCGCGUGCAAGUUCCACAUGGAAGAGCAUUCGCCGAAGCAUGGACUUCUUGGUCCAGUGAGUCCAUCGUCAUCAGGCGGGAUGCUGUCGCCGCACCACAGACAGAUGGACUCCUCCUCGUACUACCAGCAGCGCCUCGCCAGCCAGCUGCACCCGGCCGGACCAGGCCAGCACAAUCCUUACAUGAUGAGAGACUAUGGCAGGCCAAGUUCCAACUCUCCCGGUCGACAUCCCAUGCCCAACGCACCCCAGAUGCCGCCGGUCGCCAACAACAAGCAGCAGCAGGGUGUGGGACAGACACAAAAGACCGUUCACUACCCUCCAUCUGUGCCUAUGGGUGGAUUGCCGCGCGAUUCCGAGUUCCAUGGAUAUACGAGUUACGAGAAACAGAAACAGGAGAUGCUGAAGGUCGAGCCAGCUAGUUAUCAUGCGCAGCACCUGCCGCAGAUUUCUGUACAGAAUCCGUUCGAGACUCCCAGGACGGAUGUUUAUAGUGGUGUAGAUCCCAGCUUUCUUGUUGGAAGGUUAGAACCCGGUUUACAAAGGAGCGAAGACUUUGGAAGGGGAAGUAAUUACGAGCAUUCGGUGGACAAAAGACUGCAGUCACUGCCGCCUCGAACGAGUCCAGCACAAGCUGCGAUGCACGAUGAGUCGCGGAGAGAACGGGGGCACGCGUCCAGUCAGAUCCUUGACCUGACGGUGAAGAACGAGGCAAGAGCUCAUGUAGAAAGGGCUCCCAGUAGAUCUGAACCAGUUGAAGAAUCUUCUGAUGAACCUCUUGAUUUAUCCAAGAAAUCAUCUGCUUCAGGAAUGUUCACAAGCGACCAAGCCAAGAGGCUACAGCAGAUUCACACGCCAAAGACCGAACCGGUUGGAUUCCGUAAACCUGACCCUGGGAUCAAACUGGAGGUGAGCAGCAAACCGCCACCUCACCACCAGCCACACGUGGACGGCAAUGCAAGGUACAGUCAUCCGCAGCCGAGAGAGGUUCACCCGUACCCUGGUGUUGCAGCUCCGUCUGUGUUCAGCAUGAAUUCCCGAGUGCCAGGACCAGCCGAGAUGGCUCCAACGGUCAACCCGAACAUGCUGAUCUCUCCUGGAGGACAGAGACCUCAGCUUCAUCCUCUUCCUGCUCCAAGCCUGGCCACCUCUUUGAUGCCGUCAUCGUCAUCAUCAUCUGCUGCGAUGCUGCAGACGUACAUGGCACACGCCACUGUCGCUGCUGCUGCAAACCACACCUUGCCACCGUCUGCGAUGGAUCAGAGAGAUAAGUUAACCAUUCCGGGACAGCCGAGGUCCAAGUCCUCAGAGCCUGUCCUGAAACCACAGAGAGAGUCACCUCAGCUGGACUUGCCCGACACUAAUCUGGAAAAGGGUGACAUCGCGACGAGGAGGAAUUCAACGACAGGGCGGAACGAACCCAUUCAGAGUAUUAUCGGGAAUCACAACCCCAACGACAUUCUCUAUCUGAUCUGUCGGAUCUGCAGACAGUCGAACGGCAGCCCUUACGCAUUCCGAAAACACUUUCGAAACCAUCACGGAUUUGAACCAAAGGCUGAACACACCAUCGUUCAGACGAUAUCGGCCACAAAGUCGGCUAGACAGAAUCCGUAUGCAUCCAACGGUCCUGAAGCCGACUAUGGGCCUGAGCCCGGGCAGAGUGGUGCUGAGGAGCAGAGUGCUGUGGAAAGAACACCGAGCCAGCCGAAGGAAGGUCAAGGAUCGUCAUCGGAGUCGUUUCCCUUACAAUCCUCUCCUCAGAACGAGGUCGGUAACAAAUCAAAGAACUACGGCAGCAGGAGUGCAGCAGACGGGAAGCAGCAGGGUGUUGUCAAAGACAACCGGGAAAACACAAAAUACCUGGAGUGUCCGGAGUGCAAGCAGACUUUCCAGCUGAACGAUUUCGGUUCGUACAAGAGACACUGCAGACAGCACAACCAGUCACGCACUUCUUCAGGAUCGUUCAUUGCACCCGAGCUGUCAGACCCCCAGGACUCGGUGGACAAGAUGCAGGGUGGGAUAACAAUGUGUAAGAUAUGCGGCGUCCCUUUCUCUGUGCACUACAUCGAGGACCACGUCCGGUCGGUCCACGGCUACUUCUGUUCCCAGUGCCCCGAUGUGUUCAAGACUUCGGACGACCUGCAGCUGCACUCGCGGUCCGCCCACUUGAGUAGCUUUUUGCCCACUGCCUCUCCCGGCAUUCCUGCUGCUUCUCCUGGGAUACGGCUGUCACCGAGAAUUCACAGCCCGUCGCACGCAUCUCUGCCAUCGAAUUCUCCCAGUCUGUCGAACUCGCCACACCAUCGCAGUCCAUCUCGGACGGGAGGAGUCUUGGCAUCAACACCGUCACCCGGCAAUGUGAGUCAGAAAGCGAACCGCAAUAAUAUGCAUUCCUCGCCCGGUGAUCCUCCGGGAUCGUGUGUUCCUUCCAGCAAACCCGGUGCUGUGGUGGCCAUCACCCCGAGCAGGGUUUCGUCUGCAGCCGCCGAGAGCACUCACAACUACGGACCAAUUUCCUUGACGUGCGAGAUCGAACGGAUGCCCGCGGACAACCUAACCAUCAGUGCAAGUCCCGACAGCAGUUCGGACAACGUGGCCAAGUGUUCGAUGUCCAUCAGUGACGUCACAGUCUCGUGCUCUCUGACGAGCAGCGACACACCAGAGGACAGGAACAAGGUGGUUUCCAGCGUCAAGGGCAGCAGCAACAGCAGCAGCAAGACGAAGGCAGACGACGACAUGGAUUCGACAGUUUCCGGCUCACCGUCCUCCGACAUGAUCAUAGACUUACCUGCGGCCGACGGGGACGUGCAGAACUUCUUCUACAAACACAAAAAGUUUGGCGGGCAUCGUAAGCGCACGGAAUCGUCCGACGGUUCGGAGGUUAGUGCUAAGGCGAUGAAACGCAGGAAUGACGAUUCAGCCUCGGGGCAGAAUGUAAACGAGGACUCUUCUGGCAGUAGCUGUGGCUCGUGUAAGAGCACCGACGGAGAAAAACAACAGCCGGACGACCGCGUCCUCGCAAAGGAGCAGAACAAUGUCGUAGUGCAGACCAAGUCGAAAGUGGACGGCAGGAUUAAACAGGAGGCUCGACAUCAGCUGCCUUUUGUCUGGGACAGAGUGACACGGAUACAGGCAGGGAAAAAUAUUAAACCACCUGACUAUAUGACUUAAAUUCAAGGUCAACAUGACCUUGUAGAGAACCUAGACCUUUAUAGAGAGACUUGACCUUGACCGUGACCUUGUUUUUAUGGGUAAUGCUACUGGUUUGACUAUGGGCUACAUAACUGUGGACAGGAAUUUAGGGUUAUAUGACCUGGCAAGACAGAUGGCCUUGUACAUGAUUUUUGGGGGGUAACUUCUUGUACCAGUUUAUGGCAAGUGCACAUUGUAUCACAGUGUACAUGAGUUAUGCAUGAGUGUACAUGAGUUGUGUAUGAGUAUACAUGAGUUAUGUAUCACAGUGUACAUGAGUUAUGAGUUAUGCAUCACAGUGUACAUGAGUUAUGCAUCACAGUGUGCAUUUGUUAUGCAUCACAGUGUAGAUGAGUUGUGCAUCACAGUGUACAAGAGUUAUGUAUCACAGUGUACAAGAGUUAUCUGACCUUGUUAACUUAAACCUAAAAUGUGACCUUUGACAGUUCAUCUGACCGUGUAAGGCAGUUUGAGUUAAAAUGGGUUCAAGCUGGAACCUGAUUUUUUUUUUUUUUUAGCAAUUUGGCAAAUCUGGUUUUUAAAAAAUCAGCAGCCAAAUUGACGCUUCAGUUAAUCAAAGAUAAUACAUGUGCAUAACAAAGUCGGGCUCUCUAAAGAAUUGUAUUUAUUUGAAGAGUUCAUUAUCCAGAUUUUAGAUUUUAGCAUACGGUAUACUGAUGUCAGUAUAACUCGACACUAUGACAAUACAGAUUGUGUCAAAACACAAUCUAUUCCCAUUGAACAGUAUGUUAAAACUCUUCCUUUGUAUGUUCUACACUACGGUACGUUAUGUUGGAACAAAACCACGCUUUUCUCAUAUUGACGUAAAUGGAUCAGGUGCGGAUUUCAGGAUUUCUGAAAAGGGGGAGCGGGGAGGGUUCACACUAAAGUCUCUGGAAUAUUUUUAUUAUUUAAGCAUUUAGAACAGUUAAUAUAAUCACGUUUCCCCUUAAAGGUUAUGGUCGGUUUUCAAAAAGGGGGGUGGGGGAUCCGGAUCCCUGGACCCCCCCCCUUCCCCCCCCGAUUUGCUACUGUGGAUAUAUUGAGUUUUGGAAAUUAACCUUUCAUUUGAUUUUUUAAAUUACCAUAGGAUUUUUCACGCGAUUCAGUAAAGAAAUACAUAUGCCAAAUUUAACUACAGUUGAUUCCUUGUAUUUGCCUGUGGCAGAUCCAGAAUAUUAAUUGGGGUGGGGGUUGGGGGCAGCGACAUGUGGCUGAAGACCACAAACAUCCCUGAAGGGAUUUUUCAGAUUUUUCCAAUGUAAAUGUAUAUAUUUUUUAAAUACAGAUAUAACUGUCGCAGGGGUGGGGUGUGCGGGCCCUGGGCCCCUCCCCCCUUAGAAGUUAGUUUGUUUUGUUUAACAACACAUCUUGAGCUUGAUUUAUUAAUUAUUGACUAUUGGAUGUCAAAAUAUUUUAAUUUUGACAUAUUUUUAGAGAGGGAAUACCAUAAAAUUUUACAAUAGUAGCAAGGGAUAUUUUGUAUGCACCAUCCCACAGACAGGGUAGUACAUACCACAGCCUUUGAUAUACAAGUCGUGGUGCACUGCCGGGAACGAGAAACAGCCCAAUAGGCCCACCAAUGGGGAUCAAUCACAGACUGACCAUACAUCAGGCGAGAACUAUACCACUGGGGUAUGUCCCACCCCAGGAGUAUUCAAAUGUAUGGAUUUAGAUGAAUAGACGACAAAGCAAUUUGUUUUCCAGUUUGUUUUGGAAUAAAGUUGUGUGUUGGUUAAGGUUCUUUAAAAUCGCACCCAUUAAAAAUAUACCGAUGGGGAAAAAACAUAAAGAAUUGUUUUAUUUAACGACACACUCGACACGUUUUAUUUGCAGUUAUAUGGCGUCGGACAUAUGGUUAAGGAC